GAUCGUCUGCGUUCGGCGGGUUAGCUUGUUUGUGUGACUUAGGUCUAACAAUGGAUUUGAGUCUGGAUGACAUUAUCCAACAAAAGCGCAUUAGAGUUGGAAGAGGACGAGGUAGAGGCCGAGGUGGGGAGUCUCUGCGAGGUGUCCGUCGUGGUGGAGUUACUAGACGCAAUGCUAACGGAAUGUCCCGUGUCUUACCUGAUAAAUGGCAGCACGAUAUGUUCCAAGAUGGCCGGAGUCCAAAGGCUGCAAGUAAUACUACUGGAACGGCUACCAGACUUCACAUUUCAAACCUGGAUUUCGGUGUGAAUAAUGAUGAUAUUAAUGAACUUUUCCGAGAAUUCGGUGCAAUUCGUAAAGCGACGGUUCAUUAUGACAGAAGUGGUCGUUCUUUGGGCACUGCAGAAGUCGUGUUUGUCAAUCCAUUGAGUGCAACUAAAGCCAAAAACCAUUACAAUGGCGUACCGCUUGAUGGUCGUCCCAUGGUCAUCCAGUUGGUUGGCGCAGGUUAGUCAACAAUCACCCAGCCACGUCCAUCAGGAAAUCACUUGGGUUUCAACUGUUGGUUUCGUAACUUUGCAUGGUUGUUCCACGUUGUUUGAGAAGAUAGUGUUAUCACACUGACGUGCUGCCAGUAGACAUGUUUUAAAUAAUUUCCCUAACGUGGAUGUAUGGACGCACUUGUCGUCGACAACAGUGGAGCCGAGAAUUCACACAUUCAUGGAUUUUAUCUUGCGUAAUUUCCAAAUGGUCAUACAUUUCUCUGGACGUGACGAUUUCCAUUGUUUCCAGAUAUGCAACUGAAACCACUACAACUGCUCGUCCACGUGUUACUCGUCCUCGUGGUUUCCCAGUACGCCGUGGCUUUGGACGUGGUCGAGGUCGUGCUCGCGGUCGCGGAAGGACACAGAAACCGACUGUCACGAAAGAAGAGUUAGAUGCCCAGUUAAUCGCGUAUAAUGCGCAGCGUGGUUGAUGUUAUCCGAAGAACUUCAUUCAAUUGAAAAAUGUUUACUGUCAGAAUCCACCAAGUCCCUCAAACACCGUGUUUGUGAAUGUUUCUGCAUCCCUAUAAAUAAUAAUAAUAAUAAAACAGUCUAUUGC
This is a messenger RNA of Trichobilharzia regenti, 1104 nucleotides long. NCBI's taxonomy places the organism in Eukaryota, Metazoa, Platyhelminthes, Trematoda, Strigeidida, Schistosomatidae. The record is from the annotation of a GenBank genome assembly.